AGGUUUUAUUUAGUCGAAUUCCGACUAGGAGGUCGACAGAGACCGCUUGGUCGGUUGUGUUGCAGAAUCAGACUUCAACUGGGUUUCUGGUGUUAUUCCUUUGUAAAUACUGUUAUUUGUAUAUACUGUGAACUAUGACCCCAGUGGGCGGAAACCGAGCCCGCGGCAGCUGGGAGCAGCAGACGCAGACAGGCCAGACGCAGACAGGCCAGACACAGCACAAGCAGAGGCCUCAGGCCACUGCUGAGCAGAUCCGACUCGCGCAGAUGAUUUCGGACCACAAUGAUGCUGACUUUGAAAAGAAAGUCAAGCAGCUGAUUGACAUCACAGGCAAGGACCAGGAUGAGUCCAUGAUCGCGCUGCACGACUGCAACGGAGAUGUCAACAGAGCCAUCAAUGUGUUGCUGGAGGGUAGCCCAGAUACUGACUCUUGGGAGAUGGUGGGGAAGAAGAAAGGAGUGUCUGGUCAGAAGGAGCCUGGCCACGCCGAGACCGGAGAGGAAGGAAAGGAUAACAGGGAGAGGGGAGCAGAGAGGGACGUGGCACGUCGUAGAGGUGGGGCCCCACGCAGGGGCCGAGGGGCCAGCAGGGGACGAGAGUUCCGUGGACAGGAGAAUGGUCUGGAUGGCGGAAAGGCUGCUGGGAUAGCAGGCAGGGGCACAGAGCGAGGCCACAGGGGGAGAGGCAGAGGAAGAGGGGAAGAGCGUGAGCGAGGCAGGCGAGGGAGCAGGUUUUCAGCACAGGGCAUGGGCCAGAUUGAUAAGGGGCCCAGAUAUGAUUUUUCAGGAGAAGAGAGAACGUUCAACCCGGCAGACUACGCUGAGCCGACCCAGACAGAGGAGAGCUACGGCAGGGGAAGCACCUGGAACAACACGGGCAACCUGGAGCCAGAGGAAGGAGCCAGGAUUGAGUACACAGCGGGAGGAGACGGAACAAAUUACCAACCCAAAUUUGACUCUGUCCCUAGUCCCUGGAGGAGUGCAACAGAAGAGUGGGGUACUGAGGACUGGAAUGAGGACCUGUCAGAGACCAAGAUCUUCACAGCCUCCAGUGUGGCCUCCAUGCCACUCCCCCGGGAGAAUGUCACCAUCACUGCAGGACAGCGGAUUGACCUGGCUGUGCUGCUGGGGAAGACUCCCCCAUCCUCCUCAGAGGCAGAGGCCCUGGGCCCCAUGAAAGCCAGCCAGCCCCCCUCUCUCCCCCAGUCACUGGUUUUCAGCAACUCCAAGCAGGGUGUGCCGCUGUCACAACCCCCCUCCAGCAGCACCCCUUACAACCAGCACAGCGUGGUGAGCAUGCUAAGCAAGGGCUUCGGUGAAGUAGGGGACCCUAAAGGAGGCAGCACAGGGACGACCAGCGGCUCCCAGUUCUUGGAGCAGUUUAAGACUGCCCAGGCCUUGGCUCAGCUGGCUGCCCAGCACUCCCAAACAGGACAGCCUUCCCCCUCCUCCUGGGACACCAGCCCUGCAGCGCUGGGCCAGUAUGACAUGAACGCCCAGCUGGAGCCUGCGGCCCAUAGCCCCUUCACAAAGCGCCAGCCCUACCAAUCCACCUCCGUGUUGGAUGCCUUCCUCCCCCCUUCUGUCUCCUCCUCCCUGCCCCCACAGAGCACCCCCUCGUCCCUCAUGGCGCCCCCCGUGUCCUCCCUCCCCAAAAUGACGGUGCCCCCUGGGCAGCAGGUGUCCCCUAGCUCGCCGGAUGCCCAGGGCUCCAGCCCCCUGCCAUUGCAGCAGCACAAGCUCAAGCAGCAGAAGAAGAGGACCUCCAUCACGACCAAGAUCCCAGCGACGCCGGUGGAGAUGCCUGGCUCGGCAGACAUCUCUGGGCUCAACCUGCAGUUUGGAGUGCUGCAGUUUGGCUCUGAACCUGUACUCCAGGAGUACGACAUUAUCCCUGUCACCACCUCACCAGGCUGCCAGGUUCAGAACUGCCUCUACACAAGCCCCAGCAGUGAGGCAACUCCCUCCCUGUCCAACACCAGUCAGAUGGACAUGUAUGACCAGAGGGCUCCUCAGGCCCGACGCUACCCCACCGUCUCCUCCCCGCAGAAAGACAUUGAGAAUGGAUUCAGUUCAGUACAUACGCAAUCUGUAGAAGUCUGCCCACCUGCAGCAGGAUCUGCAGUGUCUGUGAAGUCAGCCUCUGAUUCGGCCGCACCCGUGUCAGUCUCCAUGGCUACACUGACGGACAGUGGCUCAGGGCCCGCCUCUUUGUUGACCACAUCAAAGCAAUCGUCACUCAGCGCUCUGGGGCACAAUGAAGACCUGCCCCCGAAUACCAUGUCUCAGCACAGCAAUUCCCUUUCUACACAACAGAACAGUCUUGCUCUGUCACAAGUCUGCAUAUCCAACGCCAGUCUAAUGCUCCAGAGCAUAGACAACUCCAGCUUGCACUCCUCCUUCCCCUCUGUCUCAGCGGGGUCCUCUUCUUCGGUCCCCUCUUCCUUGUCGGUGACUGCAGCAGCUCAGCAGGUCUCCAUGGGGGCCCCUCAGCCCUCUUCAGUGAACACAGUUUCUCAGUCGGUCCCCUCGGGCCUGGGCCCCGUCAGCAGCCUAGUAGCUAUGGGCCUCCACACAGCAGCCAACAUGGGACCUCCAGCCAUAGCUUCUGCAGCCAUGUCCACUCCAGCCCAAGCCCAGGCUAUCGCUUCCUCCGCCUCCUCACGCAGCUCUGCAGUCUCCUCAGGGAAAGCACCUCCAAACCUUCCGCCUGGAGUGCCUCCUCUGCUGCCCAACCCGUACAUCAUGGCCCCCGGGCUACUCCAUGCUUACCCUCCUCAGGUGUAUGGCUAUGAUGACCUACAGAUGCUCCAGACAAGAAUACCUCUGGAUUACUACAGCAUCCCGUUUGCCACCCCCAACACAGCACUGACUGGCAGAGAUGGCAGUUUGAGCAACAACCCGUACUCUGGUGACUUAUCAAAGUUUGGUCGAGGUGACGCGUCGUCCCCGGCUCCGGCCACCACGUUGGCUCAGCAGACGCAGCAGAACCAGAGUCAGACGCACCACACCACGCAGCAGCCCUUUCUCAACCCCGCACUGCCUCCCGGCUACAGCUACACCAGCCUGCCCUACUACACAGGCGUGCCGGGCCUGCCCAACACCUUUCAGUACGGCCCUGCCAUGUUCCCGGUUGCUCCUACCUCGUCGAAGCAGCAUGGCGUGAACGUUGGAGUCAACGCCUCGGCAACAGCCUUCCAGCAGGCCAGCGCCUACGGUUCCCAUGGCUACAACACUGGCUAUGAGGAUAUGGGCCAGGCUUCGGGGAGUGGGGAUUUCUGUAAGGGUGGAUAUGGCACUGCCGUGGCUGCCGCCGCUUCUGCUCAAAGCAAGCAAGCCAGCUCUGUCAGCGAGCCUGGAGUCGGAGUCUCGGUCACGUCAAGCAACACAGGGGUCCCAGACAUUUCAGGGUCUGUUUACACAAAGACACAGCAGCAGCAGUCUUUUGAGAAGCAGCAGGGCUUCCAUGCAACCACACCUGCAACUUCCUUCAGCCUGCCCUCGGCCCUGGGCAGUGGUGGUCCCAUCAACCCCCCAGCCGCGGCUGGUUACGCUCCAGCCCCCUUCAUGCACAUCCUGGCACCGCACCAGCAGCCCCUCUCUCAGAUCCUGCACCACCAUCUGCAGCAGGACGGACAGAGUGGCACUGGACAGCGCAGCCAGAAUGCUUCACUUCAACAGAAAACCCAGAUCAACAAGUCUGCAUACAACAGCUACAACUGGGGGGCCAACUAACACCUGGCCCCAUGUGUCCCAAAGUCUGACACACCGGCAGUACUCACCCCUGUCAUGGGUGUUGCUGAGCUUGAGAGGCAGUCUUGUAAGGGGGGGAUGGAGUUAAAUGGUUAUAGUAACAGACCAUUAAGAGCAGAGUAUUGAGUGUCUGGAAUUUAUAUCAUGUCCAACCCCCCCCCCCUCCCUUUCGCUCUGUUGUAUGUAACAUAGAGCUGUUUUCUAAUAUAAAUGUUUUUUUUUGUUUUUUUUACUGAUGGGAGGAACAAAGAAAAUGUUGAAGGCGGGAGACAGGCUGGUUUUAUAUUCUCACCCUCUCCCCCUUAUACUUGGGCGAAAUGUAACCUUCCCACCAUAAACCCAGACAGAUGAACUUUUUCCUUUGUUUCCCAUUGAAUUUGUACAACAUUUUAGUUUUAAGAAUGGAUUUUCUAAAUUGGCAGAGGAAUCGUGAAGUGUAUUUUUUACCGUUAUAUAUGUGUGUAUGCACAUGUGCGGAGUGUUUUUGUGUGUACACUGGUGGGCCUUGGUUGUGUACCGGUCCUCUCGUUAGUCCCAAACGCAGUGAGUUACACACUCAUACCAUGUAAAAUGAUUUCCCAUGUUUCCUAUGUUGUAAAAUAGCUUUACUCCUGAUUAAAAAUGUAACAUAUGUAGAUUGUUGCUUAUUCUGCAAGACAGCUGGAGUACAAAAUGAUGUCGUACUAGAGGCCAGGGGCACACCCUUACCUACUUAUGUGUUGAAGUUAAGUUAUUUUUCUAACCCCCCCCCCCCACCCCCACCAAUAUAUUAGGAAAACUGCAGCAAUGAUUACUGAUGGACAAAAUUGUACUAUGGUUUUGUCUGAUUUUCUUUUUGUACUGUGCGUUAAAAUAUAUUUAAAUGGCUUAACUUGUCUUGUACAUAUAUAAAAAAAAACAAGUACUGUAGUCCUUGUUUGUUCAAUGGCUUCCCCCCUCCCCUUUCAGAUCCUCACUUGUUAGUCUUUUUGUUUCAUGUUUAAAAAUUUUUUUUUUUUAUAUAUAAAUAUUAAGUAAAUAAAACAGGAAAAAUACAUUUUCAUCA
Molecule: messenger RNA, 4797 nt
Organism: Oncorhynchus nerka (sockeye salmon)
Lineage: Eukaryota; Metazoa; Chordata; Actinopteri; Salmoniformes; Salmonidae
Gene: ubap2l
Product: ubiquitin associated protein 2-like
Cellular component (GO): nucleus; cytoplasm
Molecular function (GO): protein binding
Source: RefSeq, a predicted model, not a curated record